Molecule: messenger RNA, 2310 nt
Organism: Oryzias melastigma (Indian medaka)
Lineage: Eukaryota; Metazoa; Chordata; Actinopteri; Beloniformes; Adrianichthyidae
Product: zinc transporter ZIP3
Exons: 3
Coding region: 814-1761 (315 amino acids)
Biological process (GO): zinc ion transmembrane transport
Cellular component (GO): plasma membrane
Molecular function (GO): zinc ion transmembrane transporter activity
Source: RefSeq, a predicted model, not a curated record
UUUAAUUAUUUAAAUUCAAAUAAGUUUACUGUCAGCAAUUAAAUAUUUCUUGUUUCAAAAUACCAACAUUUAAUUUUUAUUUUACUUUCUUUGCCUGAUUCUAUCAUUUUUACUUAUUCCAAAAUGUUGAUUUUUUUUUAUUUUUAUAACCUUUACUUGAGUAGCUGUUUACCAACUUUACUUUUAACGUUAAGUUGUGUAAUUACUAUUGUUAAUUUGAUUAAUAUUGUGAAGUAAUGCUAGUCUCUGGAAUACAUUGAAACUGCUUGUGACACUGCGAUAACCUCAAGCAGCCAGCAGAGGUCGCUGUCUAACAGCAAGGGAUAAAUAAGUUAAUUUAAAAAAUAAUUGUGAACUAUUUGGUACUUUCAAUAAAAAUCUGCGUCUUCAAGAAAAUUUAUAAAAUGCAGAUUUUUGAUAAUGUAUUUUGAAGGUAGUAAAUUUUAAGAAAUGGUUGCGUCAUGGGAAGAUGAUCCAAUUAUCGAGCUAGAAGAGUGACGACAGAGCGGAAGCAUCCCUGCACCUGCUGAGGACGGAGGAACAAGAAAGCUUUCUGAGCGUGAUGUCUGGAGGUUUAACGUCCCAGUGGGUCUUAAGUCAUCCUUUACGAGAACAACGCGUGAAGGACAUCCACUUUGUGGAGGCAGAGGCCCGCACCGUCGCGGUUCCGACUGUUAGCAGUGGAGGAGCUAACUGUGAUUAGCCGUCAAGCUAAACACUAUUGAUCAAAAAACCGGAAACUGUUUCACAACACUGCAGGGAUCGGGGUCCCGGAGGAGAAGCCUGCCUCAUGCCCCGCUGCUGAGUAUCAGGAUGCAGAUCCUGGUGGCAAAGCUGCUCGGCCUGCUAGGGCUGUUCGGCCUCAUGCUGGCUGGUGUGCUGAUCCCGGUGCGCCUCCUGCUGGUCGACCAUGAGAAAGCAAACAGGUACAGAAGAGCGCUGUCGCUCUGCAACUCGUUUGGAGGAGGCGUGUUCCUCGCCACCUGCUUCAACGCCCUGCUGCCCGCCGUCAGAGACAAGGUGGCAGUGUUGUUUGAGCAGCUGAAGAUCAGCAGUGAUUAUCCUCUGGCAGAGACGAUGAUGAUGGUGGGCUUCUUCCUCACCGUGUUUGUGGAGCAGGCGGUCCUGACCUUCAAGAGGGAGAAACCAUCCUUCAUCGACCUGGAGACCUUCAACGCCGGCGGCUCAGAGGCUGGCAGCGACUCUGAAUACGACACGCCCUUCAUCUCCUCUGCUCGGGGCUCAGUGGGUGGAGCCAGACGGCAUGGACACCAUCAUGGACAUUUCAGCCCCCCCGAGUUGGCAGGAGCGGGCCCUCUGCGGCUGGCUGGGCUGGUCCUGGCUCUGUCGGCGCACUCUGUGUUCGAGGGCUUGGCGCUCGGCCUGCAGGAGGAGGGAGCGAAACUGGGGGGCCUCUUUCUGGGCGUGGCCGUCCACGAGACGCUGGCCGCUGUCGCCCUCGGGGUGAGUAUGGCCAAAUCAUCGCUAGGCAUGAAGGAUGCCAUCAAGCUGGGCGUCACCGUCAGCUUGAUGAUCCCUCUGGGCAUGGUGGUGGGGAUGGGCAUCCAGUCGGCGCAGACGCUGGGGGGCGACGUGGCGUCCGUGCUGCUGCAGGGACUCGCUGCAGGAACCUUCCUGUUCGUCACCUUCUUUGAGAUCUUGUCCAGAGAGCUGGAGGACAACCGAGAUCGACUGCUCAAAGUGCUCUUCCUCAUUCUUGGCUACACCGCGCUCGCCGUGCUCGUCUUUAUCAAGUGGUGACACACAGGAAGUGCAUGGAGGCGUGAAACCAAAAGAAGGAGGAGCCACGGCUGGACUCAGAAGAUACUGAAGAGUUUCUGAACUGAUGUGAAGUUUUAACCAAAACACGAAUUUGUACUUUUGAUAGAUUUUGAGGAAUUAUUUAAAACAUUUUGUGAUCCAGUUGGAAGGACGAAGAUGAACUUUCUCCAUCCUGAUGUGUUUGAUUUCUAACUUUUGCCAACAGAUUUGAAGGUGUUUUGAUUUUUAUCUGUGGAUGUUCAAAAAUGCAGGUUUGCUUUCACUUUUUACCUGAAAGCGCUGCAAUGAUGUCGGUGAGCACAUGACUUCCUGUUCCUGCAUUGAUCAGGAGUUCAGGGUCUCGUUUAUCAAUGAAGUGUUCAAGGCGCCAUUUGCACUGUCUCCUUCCAGCAGCAGGUUGCUGGUUUGAAUCCCGGUUGUGUUCGUCCUUUGUGUGGAGUUUGUGCGUUUGUGCUCCAGGUUCUGUAGGAAAAUUGUGCCGUUAACUGUUUGCGUGGUUUCUUUCAAUAAACAUGUAUUUAAAGGCUG